UAGGGAACGUACCUUUGUGGCGCGCGACAUGUUUGAACUUGAUUGAAGUGUGCUUGUUGUGGUCAAGUUCUUGCACGAUUUACGAUCCCUAGAGUUUAAAGUAUGCAUUGUUUUAUCCUCAGUUUUAUUGAAGUCGUCACGGGAAUUGGAUAACGAAUCCUGAGUACGGAGAUCUUAUUAAUAAGUUGUGUGGUUUAUAACUUUAUAAGCGAUUUGGGAGUUAGUAGUGAAGAAUUUAUUUUGAUUUUAAAAAGAUAAACAGCUAAUACACUAUUACAGCAGUACGAGUAUACUACGAAGACCUAAGUUAUUCGUAUCAGACGAGGAAGGAUACAUGCUGAAAAUGUUUCGGUUGGUUUGUACGUCGCUGCUGUCUGUAAUUUGUUGUUUGAUAAUGAUUGUACGUGCACAACCACUAUCAUGCGAAGGAGAUGAGCAUUGCACCGAGGGGUAUUUCUGUGAGACCGAAACUAAUAUCUGUCAGGAAUGUUUGCGGUGCGAAGAUUUUAAUCGACGGCCUCCGAAACUAAAUUUGAGUGAAUGCAUCAAGUCAUUGGACAGUUGUGGCCUUUGUAAUGAAGGCUAUAUUAACAUGUUCAGAAACGGAGCGAAAGGAAAGUGCGUGUUGCCAGAGUUCCUGGAGUUUGGGGAAGGUUCCCACUCCCACUACAGAUACGUGUGCCUGGUCGCUGCGGCAGUCGGUCUGGCCGUCGUAGCUACGUUUGUGUACGUUAUAAAGCAGACCGAGGUGUUUCGCGUCGUCGCUUAUUAUGAUCCUGUAUCGGGAAACUUGUCCAACUCUGAUACUGUACCCAACGAGUCAUUUGGACAUCUUUUGAAAUGUUUGAUGCAACAGCAAAAGGAUCAAAACGACAAAAUAAACAUGAGUUGCGGAAACAUCAACCAGUAAAUUAAUACCUUUACUAUAAUUUUCUCAACCAAAGUAUUGUUUUUUUUAUAACUACCAUUUUUAUCUAGCGUCCAAAUAAGCUCAAGUUAUGGUACAAAUCCCACAAGAAUUGUGAUCUCAUCUUUAAUGUUAAUUAGUUAUUAUUAAUAGUUUGUUUAACUAUAGUCUCGUAAGGUUUCUAUUAUAAUGUUACUUAAUUUUUUUCAAUAAAGUUGCAUAAUAAUA
Messenger RNA from Spodoptera frugiperda (fall armyworm), 1135 nucleotides. RefSeq lists its product as uncharacterized. The record is from RefSeq and is a predicted model, not a curated record. NCBI's taxonomy places the organism in Eukaryota, Metazoa, Arthropoda, Insecta, Lepidoptera, Noctuidae. The transcript is spliced from 5 exons. Bases 335 to 910 code for a protein of 191 amino acids.